Molecule: messenger RNA, 1677 nt
Organism: Trifolium pratense (red clover)
Lineage: Eukaryota; Viridiplantae; Streptophyta; Magnoliopsida; Fabales; Fabaceae
Product: COBRA-like protein 4
Exons: 6
Coding region: 199-1494 (431 amino acids)
Biological process (GO): cellulose microfibril organization; plant-type cell wall cellulose biosynthetic process
Cellular component (GO): plasma membrane
Source: RefSeq, a predicted model, not a curated record
GUAUCGUUUUCUAACAACCAUUAGGUGAGUCAUAUACAUAACUAGAACCACUAGAGAAUUCCCUAGAAUCCUUUUUUCUAUACUAAACUAUACAUUCAAUGUGCAUUGCAUUUUUCCUCUACAUACAUAACUCUUAAUCUCAAUAAUUUUUUUCAUUGAGCUAAAGAUUGAUCAUAAUAUCAAACACACUAUUCAACAAUGAGGCUUAUUUUUUCAUUUCUUUGUGUUCUUGUGCUAUCUUCUUAUGCAAUUGCUUAUGAUCCUUUGGAUCCAAAUGGAAACAUAACAAUAAAAUGGGAUGUUAUGUCUUGGACACCAGAUGGUUAUUUGGCGACAGUAACAAUCAACAACUUCCAAACGUUUCGACACAUAAUGAAUCCGGGCUGGACCUUAGGCUGGACAUGGGCUAAGAAAGAAGUGAUAUGGUCAAUGGUAGGAGCUCAAACAACAGAACAAGGUGAUUGUUCUAAGUUCAAAGGAAACAUACCGCAUUGCUGCAAGAAAAUCCCUACGGUUGUAGACCUUCUCCCCGGUGUACCUUACAAUCAGCAAUUCACAAACUGUUGUAAAGGCGGAGUUGUUUCAGCGUGGGGACAAGAUCCUACACAAUCAGUAUCGGCUUUUCAAGUUAGUGUAGGACAAGCUGGAACCUCGAACAAAACAGUUAAACUUCCGAAGAAUUUCACUCUUUUGGCUCCUGGACCUGGAUAUACUUGUGGCCGUGCCAAGAUUGUUCCUCCUACCAAUUUUCUUACUCCUGAUAGGCGCCGCAAGACUCAAGCUUUGAUGACAUGGAAUGUUACGUGUACUUACUCGCAGUUUCUAGCAAGCAAGAAUCCAAGUUGUUGUUUAUCUUUAUCUUCCUUCUACAAUGAAACCAUUACACCUUGUCCUCAUUGUGCAUGUGGCUGCCAAAAGAAGAAGAAUUGUGUGAAGAAUGAAGCUAAGAUUCUGAGUAUGGUAGGAGUUCACACUCCAAAGAAAGACAAUGAACCAUUGAUGCAAUGCACUCAUCAUAUGUGCCCAAUUAGAGUUCACUGGCAUGUGAAGAAUAACUAUAAGGACUAUUGGCGAGUCAAAAUCGCGAUAACGAAUUUUAAUUACAGGAUGAAUUACUCUCUAUGGAGUCUUGCUAUUCAACAUCCAAAUCUCAACAAUAUCACUCAAGUUUUCAGUUUUAAUUAUAAGCCACUUCAACCCUAUGGAUCCAUAAAUGACACCGGAAUGUUCUAUGGAAUGAAAUACUUCAAUGAUCUACUAAUGGAAGCUGGAGCAAAGGGAAAUAUUCAAUCAGAGGUAUUGCUUCAGAAAAACCAAGAAACCUUCACAUUCAAGCAAGGAUGGGCAUUUCCUCACAAGGUUUACUUUAAUGGCGAUGAAUGCAGGCUUCCUCCACCUGAUACGUACCCUUUUCUCCCUAACUCUGCGCCUACGAGCUUAGUUAACUUCAAGGCACUCAUAUUUUCAUUAUUUUUACUGCUAGCACUUUUGUGAAUUGAUGCAUAGAGUGUCAAAUUUUCUUUUGAAAUGAUAGAUGUUAGUAUUGCGUCAGAAUUGUUUUCUGAACGUUUUGAAGCCAUGUAUAUCGACACAGAGAUAAAGUGACAAUAGAUAUAUGAAGACUCGAAUCAUUCAUUGAAAAUGCUAAGCCAAACUCGAAGGUUAUGUUUUUUGAUA